AUGGUAAAAUUGGUUUUCGACAUUCAAUAUUUCCAGAGGUUGACCGUGAAAACCCAUUUGCCAUCUGUGAUGUACAAGAGGAAGAGCACUCCAAAACCAAAGAACUGUGAACUUCAUUCGACUAUUAACUACAUCAGCCAAAAUGGAUGCCAGAGUAAAGUACCAGUUAACGUAACAUCUUGCCAGGGAAGUUGUGGCACGUACUCUAUGUACUCUGCUGAAGCCAACAAGAUGGAACAUACCUGCUCAUGUUGUCAAGAGAUCAAAACUCACAAUGAAACUGUAGUUUUGGUCUGUCCUGAUGGAACUACAGUUAACUAUUCCUAUAUCUUUGUCGACAAAUGUGAAUGCCAGGGUACAUCAUGUGACGAUCUCUACAGCGAUAACUCAUUCAACAAGAAAACGACAAAAGAACUUGAAAAGAGAAGGAGAAAUGUGGGAGUAGAGGCAGAGAACACGAUAUUUACUGAGUUUGUAGAUGAAGAUGAGAUGUUUGUUUUUAGAGCCAAGGGAUCUGCUAGUGUUGUAGCAAUGGAGAAUGUUGUUGAGGGCAGGGCAAGCAGGGAAUUUUAUAUUAAGUUGUGUGUUGUAAUUAGUUGA
Molecule: messenger RNA, 600 nt
Organism: Protopterus annectens (West African lungfish)
Lineage: Eukaryota; Metazoa; Chordata; Ceratodontiformes; Protopteridae
Product: intestinal mucin-like protein
Exons: 4
Coding region: 1-600 (199 amino acids)
Cellular component (GO): extracellular matrix
Source: RefSeq, a predicted model, not a curated record